AUGGAAUCAGAAUCACAUUUCUUACAGCUCAGCUUAGAAUUUAUAUUUCCACACACCCAUUUUUUCUUUCUCUCUUUCUUUCCUUCUUUCUUUAGUACUUUCUUUUUUUCUUCAGUUCUUUCUUUCUUUUCUUUUUUCUUUUUUCAUCAAUUACUUCUUUCUUCACUUCUUUCUUUCUUUCUUAACCCUUUCUUUCUUUCAUUCUUUCUUUCUUUCAUUCUUUCUUUCUUCAGUUCUUUCUUUCAUUCUUUCUUUCUUUCUUUAGCCCUUUCUUUCUUUCAUUUUUUCUUACUUUCUUUCUUUCUUUCUUUAGCCCUUUCUUUUUUUCUUCAGUUCUUUCUUUCUUUUCAUUCUUACUUCACUUCUUUCUUUCUUUCUUUCUUUCUUUCUUUCUUUCUUUCUUUAGUCCUUUCUUUCUUUAGCCAGGCUUUAAGUGAUCUAUCUAUCUAUCUAUCUAUCUAUCUAUCUCAGUCUGGUCAUCUAUCUAUCUUUCUAAGGUCUCGGCGUUUUACUCUUGAACUAUCUAUCCCUGUGUGCGUAUCUAUCUAUCUAUCUAUCUAUCUAUCUAUCUAUCUAUCUAUAUAUAUCAACCGCCACUUCUACUCUACUUUUUACUUCCAAACCUAUAUAUAUAUAUAUAUCGGCCUAUUUAUAACACAAAUCUAUCUAUCUAUCUAUCUUUCUAUCUAUCUAUCUAUCUAUCUAUCUAUCUAUCUGUCUGUUCACAUCUAUCUAUCUAUCUAUCUAUCUAUCUAUCUAUCUAUCUAUCUAUCUAUCUCAAUGCGUUCUUAUCUAUCUAUUGAGGAAGAAAUGUCUGACGAAGAAGUGUCCAGGGAUAUCUCAAAUAAUGAUACUGCUGAACAAAAACGAAACCUACCCUUGCAGGCUGAAAUGUCUGACUAA
Molecule: messenger RNA, 903 nt
Organism: Acanthosepion pharaonis
Lineage: Eukaryota; Metazoa; Mollusca; Cephalopoda; Sepiida; Sepiidae
Source: the annotation of a GenBank genome assembly